AUGAAUGAUGUCGAAGGUUUCAUUCAUGAAACUGACAAACGGUCAAUUCUUUUUUCUGCUCCUUCUAUUGGAAGCUUAGUUGGAAUUAUUCCAAGUGUUCAUUUAAUAUCCAAAUUUGGCGUGAGAUACGUGUUAACUGUAUGCGGAAUCUGCUCUUCAAUCGGCACAUUUUUCUUCCCAUUUUCAAUAGAUGUCGGUUUUGGAGCUGCGGUGAUAUGCCGUGUAUUGCAAGGUCUCGGAACAAGUGUCCUAUUCAUGGUUGUUGGGGUUGUGCCAGUUCAUUGGGCAGCAAACAACGAAAUGGGAACUUUCUUGGCAAUCCUCUCAUGUUCAUAUCAAUUGAGCAAUGUGAUUUGCAUGCCAGUAUCAGGAUUGCUUUGUGAAUCCUCAUUCGGAUGGCGAUCAACAUAUUAUAUUUUCGGUGCAUUCACAAUGGUCUUUUAUUGCUUAUUUUUUCUGUUCUAUCUCGAUUCGCCAAAAUCUCACAGGAAUGUCUCGACAGCCGAGCUGCAGCAUAUUGAAUACAAUAAAACAAUUCCUGAAAGGGAGACGGUUCCAUAUUUGAAAAUUUGCAAAGAUCCUACUGUACUUGCUGCAUGGCUCUGCGAAGUUGGAGGAAAUACCGGUUUUUACAUUCUAGUCCUUUAUGGUCCGACUUAUAUAAACAAAGUGCUCCAUUUUGAUGUGCGAGGCACUGGAUUCGCAACAGCUCUUCCGUUCCUAAUUGCUGUUGUUGUCAAAUUUAUAACUGGUCCGAUAUCAGAUAGAUCAACUUGUGUUUCUGAAAAAGCUCGAUGCUGCAUUUUCACACUUUUGUCGCAAUUCGGAUUAGCUGCUGGCUUUUGUGUAAUGUCUUUGACAUCAAACCAAGCAAUCGCACAAAUCGCAUACACAUUUUCAAUUGCUGCAUCAAGCAUUAAUAUUGUCGGCGUCCUCAAAUGUUGCCAAUUGCGAGCUAGGCAACAUGUUCAUUUCGUGGUAGCCAUGAUUUCUGUAAAUGCUGCAAUUGUUCGAUUCGUUGCUCCAGUUUUCGUAGGGACCCUCUGUCCAGACAAUUCGUCAGAGCAGGUACGAAAUCUCGAGUAA
This is a messenger RNA of Caenorhabditis bovis, 1086 nucleotides long. Lineage: Eukaryota; Metazoa; Nematoda; Chromadorea; Rhabditida; Rhabditidae. The record is from the annotation of a GenBank genome assembly.